CAUUCGCUCAAACGGUGUUGUGUGUCAGGCUUUCAGCAACUUUCAUUUCACAAUCCUCCUGGAUAUGAGUUGAGACUCUAAGCGAUGGAUGUGGACGAAGGAUUGAACUGUAAGUUGUGGAACUAGUGGGUUGUGACACAAUUUCUAAAAAUACUAUGGAACUUCAAACGUUGGUGUCUAAUAGGACUGGUUAUGGCACCAAAUCAGAGUCAACAGAACUUUAUCUGGACGGGAAACCACCUAUUACACACUGUAAUGGUAAACCCGCGCUACCUCCCGCGGGACCCGAAAGCAAGGAUGGUUGUUUAGCACUCUCUGAAUCAUAUACCAAAGACCAGAUAUCAGACUUUGUGGGGUUUAUGCAUUUUCUAAGAGGAUUUGUAGGCUCUGGUUUCCUUGUCAUGCCAUACGCAGUAAAGCUUGUUGGACUAUGGUCGGGCGCCAUUGGGAUCAUGGCAAUGGGAUGGAUGGCAAGCUUCAACAUUCUCACGUUGAUAAACUGCUCCCAGACGAUGUGUAAACGAUAUAAUUUACCAGCUCUUGACUAUGUUGAUCUGUUUGAAUACGCGAUGUCUAUCGGCCCUCAGUGCUCACGAAACUUCGCUAAAACGGCAAAGACAGUUAUAGCUGUAGUGCUGACCGUAGCCAAUGUGGGUUACUGUAUUGUCUACAUAUCAACUGCGGCCGCUUACAUGCAACAGCUUGUGCCUUUAUACAUUGAUAACCAACUGUUCCUGCGCCCCUAUAUUGUUGUGUUCUGCGUGAUGGCAAUACCGAUCUGCAUGACAACGACCUUGACCGUUCUAGCACCAUUCUCUACGCUAGGCAACAUCGUUUCCUGCAUCAACAUCGUAAUUGUGUUUCAAUAUAUGUGUAAAGACUUACCGAACGUUGAUACCAGACCAUGGUUUACGGGAGUGUAUGAUGAUCGAGGUUUAGUGUUGAUCGCCAUCUCGAAUAUCAUGUUUUCUUAUGAAGGUAUAGGAUCGGUUCUACCAAUCGAGAACAGGAUUGUGAACAAACAUCAGUAUGGCGGGUGGAACGGACUCGCGGGGCUUGGGAUGACGAUUGUCGUAUGUCUUUACACAGCAUGCGGUUUCUUCGGCUUCCUUAAGUUUGGUGAAGCGACGGAACCAUCCCUGCUCUUGAAUUUACCUUCAGACCAAGCGUUGUAUAAGUGCAUCAAGGUGCUGAAUGUAUUUGUUCUUUAUUCCUCGGUCGGGUUCCAAAUAUUUGUGCCCUCAAAAGUCAUCUGGCAAGGCAUCGAAAGGAGGGUUACAUCCGGAACCUUGGUUAAAUACGGAGAAUAUAUCGUUAGACUUCUCAUUAUGCUGUUUAUGACACUGUUCACGAUGGCUGUCCCCAAUAUGGAUCUAUUACUUCCACUGGUAGGCGCAAUGUGUGGCAGUUCGUUAGCGUUUGUCUUUCCACCACUCAUGAUGACUUUUAUUCUUUGGGUCCCAGAGGAGAAAGAUGAAGAAUCAAAAUGGAAGCGAAUCAAGCAUAAAUUUAAACUUCUACUCUAUAUAUCAUUGUUUCUAUUAGGUAUUAAUUUUACAUUAUUCGGCACAGUCGAUGCGGUUCUAAGGAUAAUUAAUCGAUACGCGUAAUGUGUGUUGUAUUUUAUCCAAUUUAUUAAUAUACAGUUUUACUUGUUAUGUAUACAGGAAAUAUACGUCACACUUAAUUCAUUGUAUCUACAUAUGUCUUAUCUUAGAUGCAUUUUAAGUAUUCAAUACAGACAACAAAAAUAAAUACAUACUGGUUGAAAAUUAUCCAACACUAGAACAGCUUACUUGUAAAAAUGAUCAAAGUAAAACAAUAUUUUAUGUUCUCAUAGUUUGGAUGUUAAUGGCUUGGACAAAGUGUCAUCGAUAUUUCCCCCUUAAUAUCAUUUGCAACAUGUGCAAGAAACAUUCUUGUGCGUGAUUAGAACAAUACAUCUGAAGCGCCGACCAGAGUUAGAAUUUCAAUGCAUUUGUUACAAAGAGGUAGCUUGAUAAAGCUAAUAAAACAAUUUCCGAAACACCUUCUCGAAGGCUUCGGGUUUAUGUCAUAGACUACAUUUUGUAGGUGUAGGCAUGUACCUAUUCUUUACUUCUAGAAAUGUGUUUUGUAUAAUUUGAUGAUGUAUGCCAUUUUUAUUAGAAUGUCCGUUAUAACUUUACUGUAACUGAUGGUCAGGAUUUUUAUGUGAAGCAUAUUAUUUUCGACAUUGCUGGAGAACUCAUUUUUAUUUCAUCGGAGACUGUAUGAUCCGGAAUCAAGGUAUAACUAUAUGUAGUAUUAUUAAACUGGCAGAUAACGUAAAAUAUAAUCUUCACUUAUAUGUUGUUAAACUUUCCUUAUGCUGCUGUUAGUCAUGCGAAAAAGUGUUACGUUUUUAUCUAUCCUGUUAUGAUGAACCAUUGUCACUUCUCAUUGAAACUACAUGUCAAAACUCUAAAUGUCAACGAUGCCUUUCUGGAAAUAAACAGUGACUA
Mizuhopecten yessoensis (Yesso scallop) is the source of this 2483-nucleotide messenger RNA. Its product is annotated as proton-coupled amino acid transporter 2-like. NCBI's taxonomy places the organism in Eukaryota, Metazoa, Mollusca, Bivalvia, Pectinida, Pectinidae. The transcript is spliced from 10 exons. The record is from RefSeq and is a predicted model, not a curated record. Gene Ontology annotation, biological process: amino acid transmembrane transport. The coding region runs from base 156 to 1610 and encodes 484 amino acids. Gene Ontology annotation, molecular function: amino acid transmembrane transporter activity. Gene Ontology annotation, cellular component: vacuolar membrane.